Messenger RNA from Engraulis encrasicolus (European anchovy), 1467 nucleotides. RefSeq names its product glial fibrillary acidic protein-like. Gene Ontology annotation, cellular component: intermediate filament; cytoplasm. NCBI's taxonomy places the organism in Eukaryota, Metazoa, Chordata, Actinopteri, Clupeiformes, Engraulidae. The transcript has 10 exons. The coding region runs from base 1 to 1467 and encodes 488 amino acids. Gene Ontology annotation, biological process: intermediate filament organization. The record is from RefSeq and is a predicted model, not a curated record. Gene Ontology annotation, molecular function: structural constituent of cytoskeleton.
AUGAGUCAUAGCCAGGAAAGGAUCUCCUCCUACCGCUCGGGCAGCUUCAAGCGUAAUGCUGCCGUGGGGCGCAGAAGCGGUGCCAUCAUGAGCAUGAGCCUGUGUGUGAGCGGUGCCACUGGGGAACUGGAUGCGGCGUCUGCAGAGAACCAGGCCUUCCUGGACACCCGCACUUCCGAGAAGCAGGAGAUGAUCACCCUUAACGACCGUCUGACCAAGUACAUCGAGAAGGUGCACACCCUGGAGUCUCAGGGCAGGAGUCUUGAGGCGGAGAUCGAAGCGCUGUGCCGCGGUCCCUCAGGCCUGUGCAUGGUCUACGAGGAACGAAUGAGGGAGAUGAGGAGGGUGGCUGACAACAUGAUGGCUCAGAGGGACCUGGCGGUUGCUGCUAAGGAUGCCAUGGGUGUCCAGGUGGAGAUGCUGAAGGCCAGGUACAGUGAGGCUCUGGAGGCCCACAAGAAGGCUGAGGCGGAAAUCAAAGCUGUCCGCCCCGAUGUGGAUGCUGCUACUGCUGGCCGCAUCACCCUGGAGAAACAGCUGGAUAACCUGGAGCACCAACUGGAGUUCCUGCAGAGGGUCCACAAGCAGGAAAUCGAGGGGCUGAUGGCUCAGAUCUACAGCUGGGUGGCUAAGGGGGAUAUGGCAUUUGCUCAGCCCAACUUCGGCUCUGCACUCAAGUCCAUCCAGGCACAAUACGACAAAAUGGCGGCCAAGAAGUUACAGGAAAUGGAUGCAUCGUACAAGACUCAAUUCCAGGACAUGUCGCAGACGUCAACGAGACACUUGGAAUCUAUCUGCAGCUUCAGAGAGGAGAUCAGAGGGCUGAAAGCAGAGAUUCGUAGUAAGCAGGGGGAGCUGGAUAGGCUGAGGACCAGGAGCGAGGUUCUGGAGGCAAAGCUGCGUGAUGCUACCGAACGCUACAGGAACGAGGAAGAGACUCUCCAGGCCAGAAUUGAUACUUUCAAUCAGGAGCUGAGUGCCAUCAAGAGCAAGAUCACAGUGACACUGAAGGAAUACGAAGACCUCCUGAAUGUUAAGAAGUCCUUGGAGAUGGAGAUCACAACCUACAGGAAACUGAUCGAGGGUGAGGACAGCCGCAUGAACAGCAUGGUGAGCUGCUUGCCCCUCAUGGGCAGCGCUGGCAUGAUGGCAGGUGGCACCUUAGCCAUAAUGGGCGCUGAGGCCGCCGUGAAAAGUGUGUCUGUGAGUACAAGUGACGUGUUAGCAACGGAAGGGAUUGCUAGCGUGGCGUCUGAGCUUGAAUCGGCAGCCGUGACCAACGGUGUGUCCAAUGGCGUUAGCGAGGUGGAAAACGGUGUGAACGGUGUGUCCAAUGGCGUGAGCGAGGUGGAAAAUGGUGUGAACGGCGAGUCUGAGUCCUCCUCCACUGUGGAGAUGGAGUCCAAGAUCGUGGUGAAGACCAUCACCGCUUCCUUCUCUGAGGGGCAGGCCGUGGAGAUUAUCUAG